UUUCACAGACCAUUGUAAGCAGUCAGAGAGGCAAACAGUGAAGUGCAGAGGAGAGCAACAGGCAGUCGUCUCCAGAGAGAGCCUGAGAGCAAUGCUCAGUCCACUGACAACAACUCAACAUCCGGACAGUAAGGAAGAGGGAGGUUUUUCAUACUGCAGCCUGCCCUGGGGCCUCAGAAAUCAUCUGCCUUCCUCACAGAUAUGCCUGCACCACAUACUGAACCAAGGACAAAGUUUCUUCACUGCAUGUAGUCUGACUUGCUCAUGGACACUAUAAGUCCCCUAUGCCAUACCAUCUUUAACCUGCUGGAUCAAGGGAUUCAAUUUGGAGUUUCACUGUCCACAAGUUUCUAGGAAGUCUUGGAAGUUGUUUUCCAUGCAAAUCUUGUCAAUAUGCUGCCUGUUGUUUUCGUGACAUGGUGGGUCUGGGUGUUGCUUGGAACCGUAGGGGGACAGUCUCAAUCUCAGCAUCAGUCUCAGACUGAGGACUCAAACCCCUGGAGACAGAUGAUUCAAUGGGAGAACAAUGGACGUGUGUACAGUCUUCUCAACAGCGGGGCUGAAUACGUCCCAGCUCGGGCUCAGGAGCGUAACAGGAACCACCGAGUGCUACUAGCGGACGCUCCCAACAGUAGAUCACAGGGUGGGAAUGUACGGAGACAAGCACCCUCAAGAGGAAGCUCUGAGACUGUGAGAGGCCAAGCCAGACACCCGUUUGGCUUUGGCCAGGUGCCGGACAACUGGCGUCAGGGUGCAGCUGGGACAGGUGAAACAAGUCGAUUCCAGUCAUCUACCGGCUCUCGUUUUAGACAAUCCUCUGGCUCCUCCUCCUCAUCAUCAUCCUCUUCUUUUCAUGCACAGUAUCCGGUCCCUCAACAGCCACCUUAUGCUGCUCCUUAUGACUCCGUUUUGGACAGGUCAUAUGAACCUCCCUUCCAUGGAACUGGGCACUCCACGGGCACUGGUGGUGGCUUCGCCAGAGGAGGAUAUGGAGGGGGUGGGUACUCUGCCACCAGUUUUGGAGGAGGAAGCUAUAAUGGAGGGGGUCCUGCAACCGAUGAGAGGUAUCGUUACUAUUCCCCUUACGGUCAAACCUACCCUGUUGCUCCUGCCCAACCUGCACAGCCACAAAUCUCCGAUGGAUUGGAUCACAGAUACACGCACAGCCUGUACAACGAGGACUCUCGAGAUAGCGGUAAUGCUGCACUACCUGUCUCUAAUGGUGCCUCAAGCAACACAGGCUCAUCCUUCCAGCCUGCAGUGCAAAGCCCCCAAUACGAACAAUUUCCACCCUUUGGAAGGCCCCAGCCACAGCCUCCGUUUAUACAACCACCUCCUCGCAACCCUCUCGUCUCCAACAAUGCAGAGAGCCCUAACAUGAAUGCAGGGAGUGUUUAUCGUCCUCAGCAAAGAGGUUUGCCUGACCUGGUUCCUGACCCCAACUAUGUCCAAGCCUCCACAUACGUUCAAAGAGCCCAUAUGUACUCCUUACGCUGUGCAGCAGAGGAGAAAUGUUUGGCCAGCUCUGCUUACAGUGCUGACGCCACAGACUAUAGCGUCAGGGUUCUUCUGCGCUUCCCUCAGAGAGUGAAGAACCAAGGGACGGCUGAUUUCAUGCCCAACCGACCUCGUCACACCUGGGAGUGGCACAGCUGUCACCAGCAUUACCACAGUAUGGAUGAGUUCAGUCACUACGAUCUGUUAGAGGUCAGCUCUGGCCGGAAGGUGGCCGAGGGACACAAGGCCAGUUUCUGUCUGGAGGACACGACCUGUGACUUUGGACAUCUGAAGCGUUACGCUUGUACUUCACAUACACAGGGUCUCAGUCCAGGUUGCUAUGACACAUACAAUGCAGAUAUCGACUGCCAGUGGAUUGACAUCACUGAUGUUCAGCCAGGAAACUAUAUACUCAAGCUCCAGGUGAACCCAAAGUACUUGGUGCACGAGUCGGACUUCACCAACAAUGUCGUCCGGUGCAACAUCCACUACACGGGCCGCUUCGUCAAAACAACAAACUGCAAAAUCUCCCAGUCAUGAUCUGUCAGAUCUGGAUGAAUCUCUAUCGAAGCGCUGUUCCAUUGCAAUGUGAAUGGUGUCGCUGUGAUUGAUUAUUGUAUUUGUCUUGGUUCCCGUUUAUCGUGAACCUGGAUUCAGCUGGCGCCUAGAGGAAUGAGCACACAUACGGUCACCCUCACACACAGCCGACAAACGUCUGUUUUCUUUCCCGUUAUCCCUGGCUUUUCAUAAAAACACACACGUGCUGCGCCCAAUUAGGUCUAAUUCCUUCACCAUUUUUAUGUGGGUCACAUUGCUGGAAUGCAAAGUGAGAUUAUUGAACUGCAAUUCCAUAAUUUAGAUCAGGAAAAUCAGCAACUGGAAACAAUCCUUGUGUUUUCCCAAGCCUCUCUCUCUUUGUCUGUGCCACUUCAGCGAAGGUGCAAUACUGAAAACGGCGUAUGAGAGAUCAGCCAGCCUGUCAAUCAUCCUCCAGCUCACCAAUUAAGUCAAAAGUGGUUUUAGUUUGAAUGAAGGCCCUGGGAAAAAAAUUAAAUGGCUUUGGGAUUAAAGCACUUUGAAUAAAAGCCUUGAAUCCAAAAGCUGGAAGCAGUUUAUCAAGCUGUUUUUACCUUGGAGGCUUAUUAUAGUCUUUUACUUAACCUGCUGCAAUUUACAUUAAAUUAGCUUGUAAUGUUGCCUUGUAUGUCAGUCCACUGAUAGUUCUAUAAUACAAACUCGACUUUACUUGAGACGUCGCCCUACGAGCUGUGCCAGUGUGGAUCAAUGAUGUUUAGUGAUUAGAGGAAUAUUCUGGGUUCAAUACAAGAAUUAACCGCAUGAUUACAGCAACAAAUAAUGUCUAAAUCAAGGUUACAGUGAGGCGCUACAAUGGAAGUAAAUGGGUCCAAUUUCUUGAUUGUUUAAAAGCAAAAAUAUAACGAUUUUCACUUCAUAAAAGCACUUAUAUGCUUCUGUUAAAAAUUGUGCAUUGUUUUAGCUAUAAAUCUGUUUAAGUUAUCAUUUCUACAGUUAUUUUAGGAUUUAAAACAUUGUUGUGUCAAGUGAUUUUCUUUAGUAAUUUUUUUUUCCACACGAAAAUCAUAUUAACACUGCAAAGAAAUAUUUUCUUAUUUAGUAUUUUUAUCUUGUUUUCCAGUACAAAUAUCUUAACAUUCUUAAAUCAAGAUGAGUUUGUGCUUAAAAUAAGAAUGAAUAUCUGCCAAUGGGGUCAGACAAAUAAACUUCAGAAAAGAAAACAAGAUUAUUUUUUGACCGCACUGACAGAUAUAUAUAUAUUUUUUUUAUUAUUAUUGUUUUAAGCAUGAAGUCACAAAAUUUCCAUAUUUUUUUCAGUACACAAUACUUAAUUAUGGAAGCUUGUUUCUGCCGCUAAAUAAAAAUAAAAAAGGUAAUUGCAACUUUUUAUCUCACAAUUCUGACUUAUUUUCUCGCAAUUGUGAGUUUUU
Molecule: messenger RNA, 3464 nt
Organism: Megalobrama amblycephala (Wuchang bream)
Lineage: Eukaryota; Metazoa; Chordata; Actinopteri; Cypriniformes; Xenocyprididae
Gene: loxl1
Product: lysyl oxidase-like 1
Exons: 7
Coding region: 394-2037 (547 amino acids)
Biological process (GO): peptidyl-lysine oxidation
Molecular function (GO): protein-lysine 6-oxidase activity; copper ion binding
Source: RefSeq, a predicted model, not a curated record